AUGGGCAUUCCGAUCGAAAGCGGGAUGGACCGGACCAAGUCGGCCACCUUCUCCUGGUGGAUCGGCAAGAUCGGCAACGCCCAGCUCGGGCCCAUCUAUCUGGGCUUUCUGGGCGUCGCCUCGCUGGUCACCUUCACGAUCGGCUUCGUCAUCAUCGGCCUGAACUACUGGGUCCAGGUCGACUGGAACCCGGUGCGUUUCGUCCUCGAAAUGCCUUGGCUUACGCUCGACCCGCCGCCGCCCGAAUACGGGCUGAAGGUCAUGCCGCCGCUCAACGAGGGCGGCUGGUGGCUGAUCGCCGGCUUCUUCAUCACCACAUCGAUCCUGUUGUGGUGGGCCCGGAUGUAUCGGCGUGCGGUGGAACUCGGCAUGGGGCUUCACGUGCCGGCGGCCUUUGCCGCCGCGAUCUGGCUUUAUCUGGUGCUCGGCUUCAUCCGCCCGAUCGCCAUGGGCUCGUGGAGCGAGGCCGUGCCGUUCGGCAUUCUGAGCCAUUUGGACUGGACCAACAACUUCUCGCUGAUCUGGGGCGGCAGCCUGUUCUGGAACCCGUUCCACAUGCUGUCGAUCGUGUUCCUGUACGGAUCGGCCCUGUUGUUCGCCAUGCAUGGCGCGACCAUUCUGGCGACCAGCCGUUACGGCGCCGAGCGCGAACUGGAACAGAUCACCGACCGGGGCACGGCCGCCGAGCGCGGCGCGCUGUUCUGGCGCUGGACGAUGGGCUUCAAUGCGACGAUGGAGUCCAUCCACCGCUGGGCCUGGUGGUUCGCCAUGCUGUGCGUCUUGACCGGCGGCAUCGGCAUCCUGCUCACCGGCACGGUGGUCGACGACUGGACGGCCUGGGGCAUCAAGCACGGCAUCGUGCCGGAGGAUGCCAGCUGGUGGCCGAUCACGCCGGAUUCGACCCGGUCGUCCUGGGGAGACGGCAACUGA
Effrenium voratum is the source of this 930-nucleotide messenger RNA. NCBI's taxonomy places the organism in Eukaryota, Dinophyceae, Suessiales, Symbiodiniaceae. The record is from the annotation of a GenBank genome assembly.